GAAGUUUCCUCAAACUUUGGAUAUUCAUACCCGACCUGUUUACGAGGGGAAAUAACUCCGAUGUGAGACGAAAAGAAAGUAUCUGACUGCAUCACACCGAUGAUGAAAUGGCUAUGAACAUUUCAAGAACUAUUGGCCAAAUUGCCAAACGAUGCUUCUCGUCAAAGGUACCAAGUGCUCCAUCAUGGACUACUAUAGAUGAAAAUAAAUUGCCAAAGGUUCCAGAGCUGACAACAGACGUCAUUGAACUGUUAGAACGUCUCUCAUUGGUGGAGUUUAACAACAAAGCUGGAGUUGAUCGUCUCACUAAAGUGAUUCAAUCAGUCAACAGACUGUACACGGUGGACACGGACGGUGUUGAGCCGCUGGACACGGUGUUGGAGGACAGAGUGUUACAUCUGAGGGAUGAUGAUGUUACUGACGGGAAUUGUAGGAAAGACAUCAUAAGUAAUGCAACCAAGACUGUAGAGGACUACUUCGUAGCCCCACCAGGCAAUAUACCACUGAUGAAGAUAGAAAGGGAUUACAAACCAGACACUAAAUCAGACUCCACAGAAUCAGACUCCGCCACGUGACAAAGAAUAAUAAAAAGUUGUGUGUGUGUGUGUGUGUGUUUUUAAGCUUUCGACAAGUAUUUGAACUAAGUAGUGUAUCGUGAUUAAUAAAGGGAGUUACGAAAAAA
Molecule: messenger RNA, 682 nt
Organism: Mizuhopecten yessoensis (Yesso scallop)
Lineage: Eukaryota; Metazoa; Mollusca; Bivalvia; Pectinida; Pectinidae
Product: glutamyl-tRNA(Gln) amidotransferase subunit C, mitochondrial-like
Exons: 5
Coding region: 108-575 (155 amino acids)
Biological process (GO): regulation of translational fidelity; glutaminyl-tRNAGln biosynthesis via transamidation; mitochondrial translation
Cellular component (GO): glutamyl-tRNA(Gln) amidotransferase complex; mitochondrion
Molecular function (GO): glutaminyl-tRNA synthase (glutamine-hydrolyzing) activity
Source: RefSeq, a predicted model, not a curated record